AUGGUCUUGAUGACCCCAGCUUCAACAUCAACUUUCCUGCACUGUGGGGUAGCCACUAAGGGGUACAACCCCUUUAGGGUUUGGUAUUUGUAUCUCAUGUUUUCCUUAGUUAUCCAUUCGAUCCUAGUCUUUUCAACAUGGUUUCAGAGUGGGCAAGCGACAGCAGAGGACACCGAGCGGCAGAAGAAGGAGAGGAAGCAGGAGGAAGAGCGUCGGGCAAAGGAGAUGAGAGAGGGGAUAAAGGAGGUGGUGAGGAAGGAGAUGAAGGCGGGGAUGAAGGGUAUGUUAAACCUGGUGGUAGAGAGGGAGACAGCGGUUCUGCGAGAGGAUUGCGAGCGGCAGACCAAGGCUAGACUGGAGGAGGCGGAGCGGCGGCAAAAUGAUGAGGCGUCCAGAAAGGAAGUAGAGGACGUUGAGCGACAGAAGAGGAAGAAACAGCAGCUUGAGGACCGGCGGAAGGAGGAAGAGGCAAAGAGAGCGGAAGCAGAGCUCAGGGAGCGGCGGAAGAAAACGAAACUGCAGGACGAAGAGCGGCGGCAGAAGAAUAUGGAGGAGGGCAUGAAGGGCAUGAAGGACGUGGUGAAGGAGAUCAAGGCGGGUAUGGAGGAGUUUAAGGAGGGGAUGCUAAGGGAGGUGGAAAAUAGGUUGACAGCGGUUCUGGGAGUGGACUACGAGCAGUUGAAGAGGGAGAGACAGCACGUGGAGGAGCAGCGGCACAAGGAGGCGGCAAAUAGGAAGGAAGCAGAGGACGCCGAGGCGGUUGAAGAGGCGCAGGUGCAGGCAGAUGCAGAGGGGCAGAAGAGGGCGGAUGCAGAGGCGCAGAAAAGGGCGGAGGCUGAAGCGCAGAAGAAGGCAGAGGCAAAAGCGCAGAAAAAGGCGGCGGCAGAGGCGCAGAAAAAGGCGGAGGAAGAGGCGCAGAAGAAGGCAGAGGCAGAGGCGCAGAAGAAGGCAAAUGCAGAUAGGCAGAAGAAGGCGGAGGAAGAGGCUCAGAAGAAGGCAGAGGCAUAUGCGCAGAAGAAGGCGGAUGCAGAGAGGCAGAAGAUGGCGGAAGCAGAGGCUCAGCAGAAGCUGGAGGCAGAGAGGCAGAAGAAGGCGGACGCAGAGAGGCAGAAGAAGGCGGACGCAGAGAGGCAGAAGAAGGCGGAGGAAGAUGCUCAGAAGAAGGCGGAGGCAGAGAAGCAGAAGAAGGCUGAGGCAGAGGCGCAGAAUAAGGCGGAGGUAGAGAGGCAGAAGAAGGCUGAGGCAGAAGCACAGAAAAAGGCGGCUGCAGAGGCGCAGAAGAAGGCGGAGGCAGAGGCGCAGAAGUAUGCGGAGGCAGAGGCGCAGAGGAAGGCGGAGGCAGAGGAGGCAGAGCGGGAACAAAGGGGAAGCGGGUUCUCUCAUAGAGGCGAGGGAGCACUGCUCAAGUGGACGUCGGAGCAGACGGUCGGCGGCAGGAACAAGAACCUCAGCUCGCACAAAUCCGUGUGGGAGAGGGGCUACACAGUCGCAAUCUGCUGGAAGACCUACUUCCAGAAUAUUUACAUGGUGGCGUACGGUAUGAAUCCAAGCCGUUUAUCCAAGUGGCGCGAAGACUUGGAAUUCACAACAUGGAUUCCAACGGGAGUGUGGAGCAUCCUCAACGAACUCCACCUCGACAAGCCCGACAGAUUCUCCCUCGUGCAAACCAACACAGCCGAGAGGAAGGCGAAGAAGGAUAGCUUCCAGGUAGCUUUCUGCGCGGGUGUUGGGAUAACAGCAUGGCAGAAGAACGUGGGUAGCGUCGACGGAGUGGACGGGUAUUCUGCCGAAGAACACGCGGUCGGUCUAGCAGCCACAUUGUCGGUAAUAUGGGAUGCCUCGACGAAUGUGGAGCGAGGCCAGUGGCAGACGGGCGCAUCAUCUGCUGCUCUGGCAACUUCUACCACCAUCGCAUAUUAUGCUGCCCGCGCGGUGCCUGCUGCCACCGCCACUUCUGCUGCCACAGCAUUGUCUGCUGAGCCCUCAACUUCUGCUGUACCCUCAUAUUCUCCUGCCUGCGAGACUUCUGCCGUCCCUACUGCCCUUGCGUCGCUUGCUGCAUCGGUUGCUUGCAGGUAA
This is a messenger RNA of Closterium sp. Yama58-4, 2079 nucleotides long. Lineage: Eukaryota; Viridiplantae; Streptophyta; Zygnematophyceae; Desmidiales; Closteriaceae. The record is from the annotation of a GenBank genome assembly.